Molecule: messenger RNA, 2088 nt
Organism: Nasonia vitripennis (jewel wasp)
Lineage: Eukaryota; Metazoa; Arthropoda; Insecta; Hymenoptera; Pteromalidae
Product: ornithine aminotransferase, mitochondrial
Exons: 6
Coding region: 471-1787 (438 amino acids)
Cellular component (GO): cytoplasm
Molecular function (GO): L-ornithine transaminase activity; pyridoxal phosphate binding; identical protein binding
Source: RefSeq, a predicted model, not a curated record
AGUGUCCGCCGAAUUAUCGACGGCUCGUGUGGUCUGUUCUGUCAUCGUCGCGGCGAAGAGGCUUGUUUUCGUGCCCGAGGAUCCUUGGAAAAGUACCCGCACAGUGCGUAACAAUCGAUCCAGCGAAUUAUCUCAUCCCAGUGAAGGCUCUCUAAGCGAAUCAGUGUCUCUUUGAUCGUUUUACUUUUCAUCUCCUCUUUUACUCGUCGAAUUAGAAUUAUUUUACGACUCGCGCGACGAUAAUACACGUAUGCCGGCUUUUGCGAGCGGCAAUUUGUAGAGCGAAACGUAAAAAGCGACGAGGAACCGGUUUUGCAGCCCCACGCAAAGUCGAUCAUCGUAGAAAAUAUCGAAGGCGUUCGGUGUAGUACACGUCAAAAACUCCUGUGUGGACUGUUCGAGACCUAUCGUCAUCUCGUGGGAAAAGUUUCAGGAAAAUUUCAGUCACAAGUUUCAAUCAGUCAAAAGGCAUGUCUCUGUCACGACUCUCCUCCGCGCGACGUCUGCUCAGCAGCAGCAGCAGCAGCAGCAGCAGCAGCAGGUCAGCAUCGGCUGUUCUUCAUCAGACGAGCCGCAACGUCUCCUCGCAGGAGGUGUUCGAGCGCGAGCACAAGUACAGCGCGCACAACUACCACCCGCUGGAGGUGGCCCUGAAGCGCGCCGAGGGUGUCUUCAUGUACGACUGCGAGGGCAAGCGCUAUUACGACUUCCUGAGCGCUUACAGCGCGGUCAACCAGGGCCACUGCCACCCGCGCAUCUACAAGGCCAUGAUGGAGCAGGCCAAGCAGCUGACCUUGACCUCGCGAGCCUUCUACGCGGACGCGCUCGGCGAGUUCGCCGAGUACAUCACGGGACUCUUCAAGUACGACAAGUGGCUGCCGAUGAACACAGGAGUCGAGGGCGGCGAGACGGCUUGCAAGCUGGCCCGUCGCUGGGGCUACGACCGCAAGGGCAUCGAGCGUUACCGGGGCAAGAUCAUCUUCGCCGAGGGCAACUUCUGGGGCCGCAGCAUGAGCGCCGUCUCCUCGUCGACCGACCCCUCGAGCUACGCCGGCUUCGGGCCCUUCAUGCCCGGCUUCGAGAUCAUCCCCUACGACGACCUCGAGGCUCUGAGGAAAGCCGUCGCCGACCCGAACGUCUGCGCCUUCAUGGUCGAGCCCAUCCAGGGCGAGGCCGGCGUCGUCGUGCCCAAGGAGGGCUACCUGCGCGGCGUGCGCGACAUCUGCACGAAGAACAAGGUGCUGUGGAUCGCGGACGAGGUGCAGACCGGUCUGGCGCGUACCGGUCGCCGUCUGGCCGUCGACCACGAGGACGUCAAGCCCGACAUCCUGAUCCUGGGCAAGGCUCUCUCCGGUGGCUUCUACCCCGUCUCCGGUGUCCUCGCCAACGACGAGGUCAUGCUCACCAUCAAGCCCGGCGAGCACGGAUCGACCUACGGAGGUAAUCCCCUCGGCUGCAGGAUCGCGCUCGAGGCCCUCAGGGUGCUCGAGGAGGAGAAGCUCGCGCAGAACGCCGAGAAACUUGGUCAGAUUCUGCGCGCCGAGCUGAACAAACUGCCGAAGGAGGUGGUGACCUUGGUGCGGGGUAAGGGUCUGCUCAACGCCAUCGUCAUCAACGAGAAGAUCGACGCGAUGGAAGUCUGCCGUCAGAUGAAGGACGAGGGUCUGCUGGCCAAACCGACCCACGGACACAUAAUCCGCUUGGCCCCGCCGCUCGUCAUCACCGAGGAGCAGGUCCACGAGUGCGUCGACAUCAUCAAGAAGGUCAUCUCCCGACAGAAGAUCUGAGCGAAGAGAGAAGCAUUUUUUAUCUGACCUGGACUUAUUAAUCGGGUCUGGUUCGUUUUCUCAGCGGAUGCUUUAAUGAUUCAGACGAAUGAAGAGAUCAAUUAUGGACAAAUAAACUAGCUGAGAAUUCGAUUUGAGCACAAUGCGAGAAAAUCGCGUUAUCCAAUCAAUCGAGUCAAUUUUAUCUUAAUGCUAUUCGAACUUAUGUUUUGAGAAGCAGUCUGCACGUAUAUGCAUGUACCAAGGCUUCGAUCACCGAUAUUUGUAUAACGCAUGCAUGAAAUAAAGUAUUACUUUUGUA